Molecule: messenger RNA, 885 nt
Organism: Monomorium pharaonis (pharaoh ant)
Lineage: Eukaryota; Metazoa; Arthropoda; Insecta; Hymenoptera; Formicidae
Exons: 2
Source: RefSeq, a predicted model, not a curated record
CUUAUUACUUAAUCGUGCUGCGGGUGGUAGUCUUUAUAUAAUUGCAUUUUACUCCCGAGAGAACCGAGAGGUGAGCCGCCUGUCGGCGGCGCCGCGCAGUAACUGGCGAGCAAGCGCGCGGCGACGCAUAUAGUAUUCUCGCAAAGUCGAGAAAGCGGGUAAUCUUUCUGAUUGGCUGAUGGUGGAUCGGGGUAGCCAGCUCGGUAUGGUAUAUAAGCGCGUCGCUUUUCACAGUCGCCACCGCUGCUACUGCAUUCGUUGAAGCUGGAGCGUUUGGCUGCGUCAGAAGUCAGCAGAAGUUUUUAGUGCUGCGUUUGAAUUAGCGUUAGAGAUUAUAUACGUUGUAUAUAAAGUCGUGAAGACUUAGUAGCUUUCGUUUCUCUCGUCAGAGACGCAUAGCUCACGACGCGCGUGGACAAGUGACACGUGGCGAAUAAGAUUCAGACGCGAGCAUCUUGAGAUAUCUUUUCCGAACUCGACGAAAAGAAGCACGAGAACAAAAAUGAUGCUGAGCCUACAGCGAAGAAUGGUAUCUCAGUGGAGAAUAUUAUCCACCUUGCUGUUUCUCGGAUUGAUUUGCAAUGGCGAAUUGAUGCCCGUUCGUGUACCUGAAGAAACAACGACAACGUCGUCAUCGACAGCCAAAAAGAAUGGCAUUGGCUCUCUGAAUAACUACUGGCAAGCGUGGCUCCCGCUGGGCGAGCAGAACGCCUACCAACCCGAUCUGAACUCCGCUACUCUUAUGCGACGGACGCAAAGAGAGCCGAGUGUGUUUAUCGCUCCGGAGUUAAACAACAUGAACUUUAUAAGUCCUAAGGCGAGCAAGAAAUUUCUCCGGGAUUUAUUAAAAAAGAAGUUCAAUAAUACGCAAACCUCAGGCUUGGG